AUGCGAACAUUUGUCUCAAUAGCCCAGAAUGCCUGGGGAAUUUUUAUAUCCGAAAGGAAGCCUGGCUGGAAGUAUCUGAUGCAGCUUUUUGCAGUUUGCUCUGUAGUUGGCUUCCUCUCAAGCUUUCUCUUAUUCCUUGGCAUGCACUUCUCCCUGGCACACUACCCUUUGGGUCCCUUAUUGAUUUCUGGAUUCAUCUGGAUCUCGCUUUCUAUCGCGCUCUCCUGUUUCAAGCACCUGCGCUGUUUUAGUGUCCUGUUCCUUCUUUCUUGUGGACUGCAAAAUGGCAGGGAUGCUCUUAUUACUGCUGGCACAGGCAUCGUGGUGGCCGGCAACAUCCAAAAUAUUUUUCACAACCUAAAGGUUCUGGCAGACAGUAUAACCUGUCAUUUGGAGUAUGAGCAAUUUGCCUUGAUAAAAUAUUAUGUUGAGGCAGUAAAAUGGAUUUACGAGGCGGCCAAGCUUUCCUCUGAACUAUCUAAAUACAUAGUGUUCCUAAGGCAUGAAUUCACACCAUCUUAUUCAAUUUCAGAUGAUGCAUUAAAAAAAGAGCUAAAUGACACAAAGCAAGAAAUCCAGGCAGUUGCUAACCAGAUAUCUUUUAUGCUGACUAUACUGCCCUGUAUAGGUCAGAAAGUAUUGCCUAUUGUAGGGAUUUUUCUAGCUUCUUUUGGAACUGGCCUCUUUAUGAAAAAAUUUGUGGGCUCUCACAGUGCCAAAUUUAAGAAUACUUAUAUCACUAAACAGUUCAUUGCAUUUGAUGAGCACCAAAAGCAACAGCAAAGACCCUGCCUCCUGCCACUUAACAGAAAAGAAAGAAAAGAUUAUGUGACAAUCCCAUCUUUCUGCCUCACAAGGAAGGACAGAAAAAACAUGCAGGGUUUUUUUCUCCCUGUAAUUAUUCAUCUUUGCAUCUGGCUUCUGUUUGCUGCAGUAGAUUAUUUGUUUUAUUGGUUAAUUAUUUCUGUGAAUAAACAUCUCCAAGAAGUACCGGAUCUAGAGAUUCAACUCAGUGUCUUUCAGCAAAGGAAUGACAACAGCUUUAUAAGUGGUACAAGACAGCAUAUUGCAAAGACUGAUCCUUUCAAGAUAUCUUUGUUUAAACGCAACUGCAUCCCUCAGCCAGAGCUCGCUCUCUCCACAACAUGGAUCCAGCUUGGAGUCAUCAUCUUCUUCCUAAUAAUUGUUGGGUUAUUCUCUGGCCUCCUCACCCAACUUAAAAUACUCGUGUCAACUUCAUUUUAUCCUGACACUGAGAUGAAACGGAUACAUUAUCUGCAUACGAAAUUACUCAAGAAAAGAGCAAAACUACAAGAGAAAACUGGGAAGCACGUGUUUGCUAGAACGGUUAACUUUUGGUUUCCAAUACUCAAGGCAAGAGAGGCAGUGAGGAAGAAAGAAAGGACCGUGGCAAAUGACAACACAGUGUGA
Molecule: messenger RNA, 1431 nt
Organism: Charadrius vociferus (killdeer)
Lineage: Eukaryota; Metazoa; Chordata; Aves; Charadriiformes; Charadriidae
Gene: DCSTAMP
Product: dendrocyte expressed seven transmembrane protein
Exons: 3
Coding region: 1-1431 (476 amino acids)
Cellular component (GO): membrane
Source: RefSeq, a predicted model, not a curated record